GUCAAGCCGUGUUUCGAUGCAACGUGGAGUUGUUUUGUGUUUGUGACAGCCCUCUCUGGUUUAAAGACUUACGUUUUUCCUCUUUAAACAUUAUCGACACCUCAAACACUGAACGCAGUCCCUAAAGGAAGAAAUGGGGAAACCGAAGAAAAAGAGUGAUCUCAGCCGGGCUGAGCUGAUGAUGAUGACCAUAGCUGACGUCAUCAAACAGCUGGUUGAAGCACAUGAAGAGGGCAAAGACAUCAACCUCAACAAAGUGAAGACUAAGACUUCAGCUAAAUACGGACUUGAAGCCCAGCCACGAUUGGUGGACAUUAUUGCUGCUGUUCCUCCACAGUAUCGCCGUGCUCUGGUGCCCAAGCUGAAGGCCAAACCCAUCCGCACUGCCAGUGGGAUUGCAGUUGUGGCUGUGAUGUGCAAACCCCAUCGAUGUCCUCACAUCAGCUUCACCGGCAACAUCUGCGUCUAUUGUCCUGGUGGACCAGACUCAGACUUUGAGUACUCCACACAGUCUUACACCGGCUAUGAGCCGACAUCCAUGAGAGCGAUCCGAGCACGCUAUGACCCGUACCUUCAGACCAGACAUCGAGCGGAGCAGCUGAAGCAGCUGGGUCAUAGCGUGGACAAGGUGGAGUUCAUCGUGAUGGGCGGGACCUUCAUGGCGCUGCCUGAGGAGUACAGAGACUACUUCAUCAGGAACCUACAUGACGCGCUGUCCGGACACACCUCCAACAAUGUGGCAGAGGCCGUCAGGUACUCUGAGCGCAGCAACACCAAGUGUGUAGGAAUAACUAUUGAGACACGGCCGGACUACUGCCUGAAGCGACACCUCAGCGACAUGCUGGGCUACGGCUGCACGCGGCUGGAGAUUGGAGUCCAGAGUGUGUAUGAAGAUGUGGCUCGCGACACUAAUCGAGGCCACACGGUGCGAGCUGUUUGCGAGUCUUUCCACCUUUCAAAGGACGCUGGCUUCAAAGUAGUCGCCCACAUGAUGCCAGAUCUGCCUAACGUGGGCAUGGAGAGGGAUGUGGAGCAGUUUAUUGUGAGCAUUCCUUUUAUUCCUGCUUGAUUUGUUGAUACACUCAUAAG
Messenger RNA from Labrus bergylta (ballan wrasse), 1089 nucleotides. The record is from RefSeq and is a predicted model, not a curated record. Lineage: Eukaryota; Metazoa; Chordata; Actinopteri; Labriformes; Labridae.